Molecule: messenger RNA, 3957 nt
Organism: Castor canadensis (American beaver)
Lineage: Eukaryota; Metazoa; Chordata; Mammalia; Rodentia; Castoridae
Source: RefSeq, a predicted model, not a curated record
GAUGCGUCCGAGCUAGGAGCCAGGUCCAGAAUGGGGACCACAUCUGUCUGGGCCUCAGGCCUCCUGAUGCUGCCGGUGCUACUGCUUGCGGCUGGAGAUCAGGGCGCACAGGACACUACUGCGGCCACCACCACUGAGAAGGGGCUCCACAUGCAGAAGUUGGGGUCUGGGUCGGUGCGGGCCGCGCUGGCAGAGCUGGUGGCCCUGCCCUGCCUCUUUACCCUGCAGCCCUGGCCAGGUGUGGCCCGAGACGGGCCUCGGAUCAAGUGGACCAAAGUGCGGACUGCAUCAGGCCAGCGACAGGACUUGCCCAUCUUGGUAGCUAAGGACAAUGUGGUGAGGGUGGCCAAGGACUGGCAGGGACGGGUGUCACUGCCUGCCUACCCCCAGCACCGAGCCAAUGCCACGCUACUGCUGGGACCCCUGAGGGCCAGCGACUCGGGGCUGUACCGCUGCCAGGUGGUCAGAGGCAUCGAAGAUGAGCAAGACCUGGUGCCCCUGGAGGUGACCGGUGUUGUGUUCCACUAUCGGGCAGCUCGGGACCGCUAUGCACUGACCUUUGCGGAGGCCCAGGAGGCCUGCCGUUUCAGCUCGGCCACCAUCGCAGCCCCACGACACCUGCAAGCUGCCUUUGAGGAUGGCUUUGACAACUGUGACGCUGGCUGGCUCUCUGACCGCACCGUAAGAUACCCUAUCACCCAGUCCCGGCCUGGUUGCUAUGGUGACCGGAGCAGCCUUCCAGGGGUUCGGAGCUAUGGGAGGCGCGACCCACAGGAACUCUACGAUGUGUACUGCUUUGCCCGCGAGCUGGGGGGCGAGGUCUUCUACGUGGGCCCGGCCCGCCGCCUGACUCUGGCCGGUGCGCGUGCCCAGUGCCACCGCCAGGGCGCAGCGCUGGCCUCGGUGGGACAGCUGCACCUGGCCUGGCACGAGGGCCUGGACCAGUGUGACCCGGGCUGGCUGGCCGAUGGCAGCGUACGCUACCCGAUUCAGACGCCGCGCCGGCGCUGCGGGGGCCCAGCCCCGGGCGUGCGCACCGUCUACCGCUUCGCCAACCGGACCGGCUUCCCCGCGCCCGCCGCGCGCUUCGAUGCCUACUGCUUCCGAGCCCAUCACCCCACGCCGCAACAUGGAGACCCAGAGACGCCCUCAUCUGGAGAUGAGGGGGAGAUUCUGUCGGCAGAGGGGCCCGCAGUCCGAGAACUGGAGCCCAGCCUGGAGGAGGAGAUCACCCCUGCCUUCCAGGAGCCCCUGGUGUCCAGUGGAGAAGAAGAACCCCUGGUCUUAGCAAAGAAGCAGGAGUCUCCAAAGACACCCAGCUCUACCCCUGGGGACCCCAAACUGGCCUUGUGGCCCCCUGGGGCGGUGUGGCUGAGCACGGUGGCCCCCAGCCCCAGCAGCACGGUGGUAGGCUCAGCAGGGGCCGUCCACACAGAAGUGGCCUCCGCCAGCCCCACGCCCAGGAAGAGGACUCGCUUCAAAGGGUUGAACGGGCGCCACUUCCAACGGCAGGAACCUGAGCCCAGGCUGCAGGCGGAGCUCCAGACUGGCGUCCCCACCCCGCCACCCACCCCAGAGGCUGCUGGGAAGCACGUGGAGCCUCCCACGGCCACAGAGGCCUCGGGAAGUGGCCACAGCCGGAGUCCCUGGGCCGUUCUGACCAACGAGGUGGAUGUACCUGGAGCAGGUCCCUCUGAUGGCAGGGGGCCCUGGCUAUGGCCCCCAACCAAGAUCCCACCCAGCAUCCCAGCCCCCAGCAGGACCCCUGACCCAAAACUAGAGGGAGCCAAGGCCCCCAGCAGGAAGGUGGCCACCUUGGAACUGCCCGGGUCUCCCUCAGAGCCCACUGUCCCUGUCUCCAGCCCUCCAGAGGGUUCCAGCAUGGCCCCCUGGCAGGCACCCCCCAUGGUCACUUCCCCAGACCUACCUAUCGUGGCCAUGUUACGUGCCCCCAAACUGUGGCCAGAGCCACACUCUACGGUUGAGGGGCAGCUUGGUGACGCCACGGCUGCAGUCCCAUUGUCACCAGUCUCAGAGACCAAGGUGUAUCCCCCGGGCUCCACAGUGGUCCCCUCUCUGGCAGCCAUGGACACACAAACCGGAAAUGGCUCUAGCUCCCCUGGGGAGGACAUUAAGGGGAUCAUCUCGACUCAGCCUGUCAAAGCUGAGCACCCCAACUCCAGCCAGUGGGCUUCCGUGGACAGGACCAUGACGGUAGAUCCUGUCCCCUCUGGGACCACCGCUGAACCCACGAGCAUCGGAGGCGCAGUGGGAUCUGAGCCAGGGGUCUCCCACGCAGCAGACAGCCCCACUUCUGGGCCUGUGGUCACUGUGGACGAGGUACCGGGCACCUGGUCAUCAUCGCACAGCAAUGGCAGUGUCCCAUCUGCACCCCCGGGGGACCCUGGAGUGUUGAUGUCUGGAGUCACCCCAAGUUUGGGGCCAUGGGGGACUUCAGCUGGAGCUUCCGUGAGUCGUAUAGACUCCACAGUUGUGCCGGACCCCAGUGAUUCUGGGGGACUUUGGGAGUCUGGACCCCAUGUAGUUGAAGGAGCCAGGAGUCACACUUUGAGUCCUCAGGUGGCUGUGCAUACAGAUGUGGUGACAUUGCUCCCAUCCCUGGACCAGGCGAUCAAGGUGGAAGUCCUGACCACAUCCACACUGACCCCCUCAAGCUCCCAACACCAUCUAGAGGCAGAUGACCAGAUGGUGGCCCAGGGGACACUGGGACCUUCGGCCCCUCCACCUCUGGGCAGCCCCCCGGGGAAGCCAGUCCUUCCUUCUUGGACAACCACGGUGGCCAGCAUGGACGAAGCAGCCUCAGUGUCCUCAGGAGAGACUUUGGGGCCGUGGGGCUCUCCGAGUGCCCUGCUGCCUGUGUCCCUGGGUACGGUGGAGUCCGAGCUGGAGGUGGUGGCAGGGAGGCCAGGCAUGGAGGGCUUCUGGGAGGAGGCAGCGAGCGGAGAGGAGCCAGCCCUGCCGGGGACCCCUGCAAACCGAAGUGCGGACGAGGUCCCUUCGGAUCCCUGCGAGAACAACCCUUGUCUGCACGGGGGGACCUGCAAUGCCAACAGCACCACGUACGGCUGUCGCUGUGGCCAGGGCUUUGCCGGGGAGAACUGUGAGAUGGACAUUGACGACUGUGCCUGCAGCCCCUGCGAGAACGGAGGCACCUGUAUUGACGAGGUCAAUGGCUUUGUCUGCCUCUGCCUCCCCAGCUAUGGGGGCAGCCUGUGUGAGAAAGACACGGAAGGCUGUGACCGAGGCUGGCACAAGUUCCAGGGCCACUGCUACCGAUAUUUCGCCCAUCGUCGGGCGUGGGAGGACGCGGAAAGGGACUGCCGCCGCCGGGCGGGCCACCUGACCAGCAUCCACUCGCCUGAGGAGCACAGCUUCAUCAACAGCUUCGGUCAUGAAAACACGUGGAUCGGCCUGAACGACAGGAUCGUGGAGAGGGAUUUCCAGUGGACAGACAACUCCGGGCUGCAAUUCGAGAACUGGCGGGAGAAACAGCCGGACAAUUUCUUCGCGGGCGGGGAGGACUGCGUGGUGAUGGUGGCUCACGAGAGCGGGCGUUGGAAUGACGUCCCCUGCAACUACAACCUGCCCUACGUGUGCAAGAAAGGGACAGUGUUCUGUGGUCCCCCUCCCACCGUGGAGAAUGCCUCCCUCGUCGGUGCCCGCAAAACCAAGUACAACCUGCACGCCACCGUUCGCUACCGGUGCGAGGAAGGCUUUGCCCAGCACCAUGUGGCCACCAUCCGGUGCCGGACCAAUGCCAAGUGGGACCGACCCCAAAUUGUGUGCACCAAACCCCGACGGUCACAUCGGAUCCGUCGACACCAUCACCACCAGCACCAGCACCAGCACCACCGUCACAAAUCACGCAAGGAACGUAGAAAACACAAGAAACACCCCGCGGGGGACUGGGACAAGGACCAAGGCAAUUUCUGCUGA